This is a messenger RNA of Acyrthosiphon pisum (pea aphid), 1951 nucleotides long. Its product is annotated as serine/threonine-protein kinase Warts-like. Gene Ontology annotation, biological process: regulation of organ growth; hippo signaling; G1/S transition of mitotic cell cycle. Gene Ontology annotation, molecular function: protein serine/threonine kinase activity; ATP binding. Lineage: Eukaryota; Metazoa; Arthropoda; Insecta; Hemiptera; Aphididae. The record is from RefSeq and is a predicted model, not a curated record.
AUGUAAUAUGUGUAAUAGUAAUAUUAUGGAACAACAUGUAGAAAAUGUUAUCCAGUCAGAUAAACAAAAAUUGUUUAGACGACGUGUUCAGCUCGUGACAGAAAUGGCUAAAAUAGGUUUGAGUGAUGAAAAAAAGUGUCUAAUGAGAAAAAUGUUAUCUCAAAAAGAAUUAAAACACAUACGUCUUACACGAGCAAAAAUAGACAAAUCAAUGUUUACAAAAAUCAAACCAAUUGGAGUUGGUGCUUUUAUUGGUGAGGUUACAUUAGUUAAUAAAAUAGAUACAAAUCAUUUAUAUGCCAUGAAAACAUUGAAAAAAGCACAUGUACUUAAGCAUAAUCAAGUUACCCAUGUAAAAGCUGAAAGGCAUAUACUUGAAGAAGCCGAUAAUGAGUGGGUUGUUAAACUAUACUAUUCGUUUCAAAAUAAAGAUCAUUUAUACUUUGUUAUGAAUUAUAUACCAGGUGGAGAUUUAAUGUCAUUGUUAAUCAAAUUGGGAAUAUUUGAAAAACAUUUGGCUAGGUUUUAUAUUGCUGAAUUGACUUGUGCUGUAGAAAGUGUGCAUAAAAUGGGUUUUAUCCAUCGAGACAUAAAGCCAGAUAAUAUAUUGAUUGAUAGAGAUGGUCACAUUAAACUCACUGACUUUGGAUUGUGUACUGGGUUUAGAUGGACUCAUAAUUCAAAAUAUUACCAAGAUGGUGAGAACUGUAAACAAGACUUAAUGGGUGGUGGUGAAGAGUGGGGUGUAAAUGGUGUAGAGUGUAGAUGUCACCAGUUAAAACCUUUAGAGAGGCGAUGUCGGCGAGAACAUCAAAGGUGUGAAGCUCAUUCUUUGGUUGGGACACCAAACUAUAUUGCCCCCGAAGUAUUGCUUCAAACUGGUUAUACACAGUUAUGUGAUUGGUGGAGUGUAGGAGUCAUUCUUUAUGAGAUGUUGGUUGGAUCACCUCCAUUUCUUGCCAACACCCCCUCGGAGACUCAAUACAAGGUUAUACAUUGGGAAAAUACUCUUCAAAUACCAGCAUCUAUUAAUCUAUCACCGAAAGGUGCUAAUCUUAUACUAAAGUUGUGCAUUUGUAAAGACCGCUUGGGUAAGAAUGCUGAUGAAGUCAAAAUUCAUCCUUUCUUCCAAGACAUAGAUUUUAAGAGAGGAAUGAGGCGUCAUAAUCCUCCACAUGUACCACUCAUACAAUUUUCAACUGACACAUCUAACUUUAAUCCUAUUGAUCCAGAACGUCUCCAAAACUCUGAUUCAUCUGAUCCAGAUAAUAAUAGUUCUGAUUCGGAUCCAUUUCACGGAUUUUUUGAGUUCACCUUCAGGCGUUUUUUUGAUGAUGGCGAUGAUCCAUCAUUCCAAGUUAGUCUGGAUGAUAAUGAUGGUGAAGGCGCUGUUUAUGUUUGAACUUGGAAAAUUGUGUGAUGGUUGAACUUUUGGUAUAUGUGGGGACAUUAAUGAAUGCUCAAUGAAAGACAUUUUAAUAGUUUACCUGCUUAUUAUAGGUCAAUUUUUUUUUUAAUACUAUAGAUAAAGUAUAUAAUAUGUCUUAUACCUAUACUGACAUACCGUUUCCGCUCAGAAUCAUUUUUCAUAAACAAAGAUAUUCUAUUAUUGAAUUAGAAUUUAACAGCAUUCAUUACAGUCACUCACAUGUAACCUACUUUACAGCAGAACGACACCGACCUACCAACUUUUUUUUUUAUUAAUUUUAACACACAUUUUUAUUCUAGCUCUAGCAUUAGCGAAAUUGUCAAUUAUGUUUUCCUCUAUCUACUUUAUCAGUUCUACUUAUUUCUAUAUUGAGAAUAGACAUAUUACUAAGUCUAUUUUGAGACAUUGAGUUUCUUAAAUAAUUUUUAAUGAGUUUCAAAUUUGAAAAUGAGCUCUCAGCCAAGGCCACAGUUACUGGAAUCGUAAGAAAUAUUAAACAUGCAGUUUACACAUCUGGAAAAC